AUGAACCCUUCCUCCGCCGCAGCUGACCAGUCCGCCGUCGAGGGCCCCGAGCUCAGCUACGAGUCGGGCAAGACCCUCAUGGCCCAAGGCCCGCAGGCUCUGCACGAACUCAUGGCCACCAAGAUCCACGCGGCAAUGGGCCGCCCCCUGCCGGAGAUGGAGGUGCGCUUCAGCAACCUGUCGCUGUCCGCCGACAUCGUCGUGGCCGACGACCACGCCACCAAGUACGAGCUGCCGACCAUCCCGAACGAGCUCAAGAAGACGCUCAUGGGCCCCAAGAAGCUCACGGUGCGCAAGGAGAUCCUCAAGAACGUGAGUGGCCGCUUCGCGCCGGGCAAGAUCACGCUGCUGCUGGGUCAACCGGGCUCCGGCAAGUCGGCUCUUAUGAAGGUCCUCAGUGGCCGCUUCCCCAUGGCGAAGAACAUCACCAUGGAGGGCGACGUGUCGUUCAACAGUGUGGCCCACAAGCAGAUCGUCGAUAAGCUGCCGCAGUUCGUGUCGUACGUGAACCAGCGUGACAAGCACUUCCCGACGCUGACCGUCAAGGAGACGCUCGAGUUCGCCCACACCUUCUGCGGUGGUAAGCUGCUGGAGCAUGGCAAGGGCAUGCUGGACAUGGGUGCGCAGCACACCAGCGACCAGGAGGCUCUUGAAGCCACCAAGAGGAUCUUCGCUCACUACCCGGAGGUUGUGAUCCAGCAGCUGGGACUGCAGAUCUGCCAGGACACUGUCGUGGGCGACAACAUGCUGCGCGGUGUGUCUGGAGGUGAGCGUAAGCGCGUUACGACUGGUGAAAUGGAGUUCGGUAUGAAGUACGUGUCGCUCAUGGACGAGAUCAGCACGGGCCUCGACAGUGCCGCCACGUACGACAUCAUCAACACGCAGCGCAGUGUGGCCCACCGACUCCGCAAGACGGUGGUCAUUGCCUUGCUGCAGCCGUCCCCGGAGGUGUUUUCGCUGUUCGACGACGUCAUGAUCCUGAACGAGGGCGAGCUCAUGUACCACGGACCUUGCAGUCAGGUGGAGGAAUACUUCGAGACGCUGGGCUUCAAGUGUCCCCCGGGACGCGACAUCGCCGACUACCUGCUGGACCUGGGUACGAAGCAGCAGCACCGCUACGAGGUUUCCCACCCGACCAAGCAGCCCCGCAGCCCGAGGGAGUUCGCGGAGUGCUUCGGCCAGUCUCGGAUCUACCGCAACACGCUGGCUGCACUGGAGGCGCCGUAUGACCCGAAGCUGGUCGCGAGUGUGAAGGACAUCAUCGACCCCAUGCCGACUUUCCACCAGUCUGUAUUUGCCAGUGUGCUGGCGCUUCAGUGGCGCGCGCUGCUCAUCACGUACCGUAACAAGGCGUUCGUCAUGGGGCGACUGAUGAUGGUGAUCAUCAUGGGCUUGAUCUACUGCUCCAUCUUCUACCAGUUCGACCCGACGCAGAUCUCCGUGGUCAUGGGAGUGAUCUUCGCCACUGUCAUGUUCCUCUCCAUGGGCCAAGGCUCGAUGAUCCCGGUCUACAUUGCUGGGCGAGACAUUUUCUACAAGCACCGCCGGGCCAACUUUUUCCGAACGGGGUCCUACGUUCUAGCGACGACUGUGAGCCAGAUCCCGUUGGCGCUGGCCGAGACCAUCAUCUUCGGGUCGAUCGUCUAUUGGGUCUGCGGGUUCGCGUCCGAUGUGAAGCUGUUCAUCAUCUUCGAGGUCGUACUGUUCGUGUCGAACCUGGCCAUGGGCAUGUGGUUCUUCUUCCUCGCUGGAGCGCUGCCCGACGCCAACGUGGUGAUGCCGGUGGGCAUGGUCUCGAUCCUCGUGUUCAUCAUCUUCGCGGGCUUCAUCGUGACCAAGAGCCAAAUUCCCGACUACCUCAUCUGGGCGCAUUGGAUUAGCCCAAUUGCGUGGGCUCUCAAGGCGCUGGCCAUCAACCAGUACCGCUCCAGCGACUUCGACGUGUGCGUGUACGACGGCGUGGACUACUGCGCCAAGUACGACGGUCUUAACAUGGGCGAGUACUACCUGAAUUUGUUCGGUAUCGCCACGGAGAAGGAGUGGGUCGCGUACGCCAUCAUCUACUUACUGGCCGUGUACGUCUUCUUCAUGUUCCUGUCGUACCUGGCGAUGGAGUACAUCCGCUACGAAACUCCUGACAACGUCGAUGUGUCGGACAAGUCGGCCGAGCUUGAGAACUCGUACGUACUCGCCGAAACACCGAAGGGUGCAAAACGUGGUGCCGACGCGGUCGUUGAUCUUCCCGUUCACACGCGUGAGAAGAACUUCGUACCGGUGACUGUGGCGUUCCAGGAUUUGCACUACUGGGUGCCGGACCCUCACAACCCGAAGGAGCAACUCGAGCUGCUCAAGGGCAUCAACGGUUUUGCUGUCCCCGGUUCGAUCACUGCGCUGAUGGGCUCUACUGGUGCCGGUAAGACGACGCUAAUGGACGUGAUCGCCGGCCGCAAGACUGGUGGCAAGAUCACGGGCAGGAUCAUGCUGAACGGCUAUGAGGCGACUGACCUGGCCAUUCGCCGCUGCACGGGCUACUGUGAGCAGAUGGACGUGCACUCGGAGGCGGCCACGAUUCGCGAGGCCUUGACUUUCAGCUCUUUCCUGCGCCAGGAUGCAUCGAUCUCGGACGCCAAGAAGUACGACUCCGUGGACGAAUGCAUCGAACUGCUCGGACUUGAAGACAUCGCAGACCAGAUCAUCCGCGGCAGCUCCGUGGAGCAGAUGAAGCGACUGACGAUCGGUGUGGAGCUUGCUGCUCAGCCGAGUGUGAUUUUCCUGGACGAGCCGACGAGUGGCCUGGACGCGCGUUCGGCCAAGAUCAUCAUGGACGGUGUCCGUAAGGUGGCCGACUCGGGUCGUACGAUUAUCUGUACCAUUCACCAGCCCUCGGCUGAGGUGUUCUACCUGUUCGACAGACUGUUGCUGCUGCAGCGCGGUGGCCAGACCGCGUUCUACGGUGACUUGGGUGAGGACUGCCGCAACUUGAUCGACUACUUCGAGAACAUCCCCGGCGUGGCCCCGCUUCCAGUCGGAUAUAACCCCGCGACGUGGAUGCUGGAGUGCAUUGGCGCCGGUGUGGGCCACGGAUCCAAGGACUCGAUGGACUUCGUGAGCUACUUCAAGAACAGUCCGUACAACCAGCAACUGGAGACGACGAUGGCGAAGGAAGGCAUCACUACCCCGUCCCCAGACCUCCCGGAGAUCGUCUUCGGCAAGAAGCGUGCGGCCAGCUCCAUGACGCAGAUGAAGUUCGUCGUGUGGCGGUUCUUCCAGAUGUACUGGCGAACACCGAGCUACAACCUCACGCGCAUGUACCUGGCCAUCUUCUUGGCGUUGCUCUUCGGCCUGAUCUUCGUCGGCAACGACGACUACGCGUCGUACUCGGGCCUGAACUCGGGCGUCGGCAUGGUCUUCAUGUCUUCGUUCUUCAGCUCGAUGGCCGUGUUCCAGAGCGUGAUGCCUCUCACGUGCGCCGAGCGCCAGUCUUUUUACCGUGAGCGCGCAAGUCAGACUUUCAAUGCGUUCUGGUACUUCAUGGCCUCGACGCUGGCGGAGAUCCCGUACUGCUUCGUCAGCUCGCUGCUGUUCACCGUCGUUUUCUACUGGUUCGUGGGCUUCACGGGGUUCUGGACGGCUGUGGUGUUUUGGCUCGAGUCCGCUCUGCUGGUGCUGAUGUUCGUGUACUUGGGCCAGUUCUUCGCGUACGCCAUGCCGUCGGAGGAGGUCGCUCAGAUCACCGGCAUCCUCUUCAACUCGAUCUUCAUGAUGUUCAUCGGCUUCAGCCCUCCGGCCUACGCGAUCCCGUCGGGCUACACGUGGCUGUACGACAUCUGCCCCUUCAAGUUCCCCAUCGCCAACCUCAUCGCGCUCGUGUUCGCCGACUGCGACGAGCUGCCGACGUGGAACGAGGCCACCCAGUCGUACGAGAACGUGGGCUCGCAGCUCGGCUGCCAGCCGAUGGCCGACGCUCCGGAGACCGUGGGCCACAUCACCAUCAAGGAGUACACGGAGGAGUACUUCGGCAUGAAGCACCACCAGAUCGCGCGCAACUUCGGCAUCACGCUCGGCAUCAUCGUGCUGUUCCGCAUCUGGGCCGCGCUGGCGUUGCGCUUCAUCAACCACCAGAAAAAGUGA
This is a messenger RNA of Phytophthora sojae, 4131 nucleotides long. Its product is annotated as pleiotropic drug resistance protein ABC superfamily. Gene Ontology annotation, biological process: transmembrane transport. Gene Ontology annotation, molecular function: ATP hydrolysis activity; ATP binding; ABC-type transporter activity. The coding region runs from base 1 to 4131 and encodes 1376 amino acids. The record is from RefSeq and is a predicted model, not a curated record. The transcript has a single exon. Gene Ontology annotation, cellular component: membrane. Lineage: Eukaryota; Oomycota; Peronosporomycetes; Peronosporales; Peronosporaceae.